Molecule: messenger RNA, 1479 nt
Organism: Harmonia axyridis
Lineage: Eukaryota; Metazoa; Arthropoda; Insecta; Coleoptera; Coccinellidae
Exons: 3
Coding region: 145-1401 (418 amino acids)
Source: RefSeq, a predicted model, not a curated record
UGCCAUGAUUGGAUCCUCCUGUCAUGCACUGUCAUGUUCACGUCGAUUAAUUGUUUUGUGAUGCGUGAAAAUUUGUGAGUGUCCUACCCGUCGAUCCAAAUUCACGUUUUGCUUCUUGUUGAGUGCCUCUUCACGUAUUCAGUCAUGGACGAUAUGAAAAACCUAUUCGAAGGCAAAUACCACAAAAGUGGACACUACGACCACAGACAUGGAUAUUCCACGACAGACAAGUACCAUCGUUACGCUUACAGAGAACCAAAAUUCGACCCGCCUCAAUAUUGCAGCAGAUAUGAAAAGGAAACGUACCACAUAAGUCAGUCUACCCUGUGCCUGCCUCAUCACGGCAAGAACCCCAGCAAAUCCACCCUAUGCAUGCCCUAUCACCAGCAUAAAACUCCCAGUAAAUCGUCUCUAUGCUCCCCCAAGAAAUACACAAAACCAGUGAUAGAUUCCGACGUUGCCAGCCUGCCCUACUACAUAGUACCAGUUCUGUACGUGCCUCACAAGCCUCUUUACGAUGCCAAACAAAUGGUGGAGCCGCACGCGUACAAAGCUUACCACUGCAAGUCCAAGAGUCAGCUGCAGAAGGAAGCGAAACGUGCUCCAAAGUUGUCCGACUCCAAGUCCUUGCUGAACCUUUACAAAAACAAGCGCCAGAAGAACAGUUACGAUCGUCCUCACGUCCCUAAGCCUGACAAGUACUCGUUCGAAUAUUACGACGAAUACUUCCGAAGAUACGUGGAAGAGAAGAAGUCCUCGUCCGACAUCAGCUUCUGCACCGAAAAAUCCUACUGUCGUCUACCUUUAACCCCCAAGCUGUCAUCCAAAUUCACGGAAGAGACCUCCGGGUUGGCCUCGGAGAGGAGGAAGUCCAUCUCCAAGGAUUUCCCGGAGCUGUUCGGCCUGCACACGUCCAAAACCACGGAUUUCGCUUUGGACCGGCGCAACGUGCACGAAGAACCCACCUGGGAUUCCCCCAGAACCACAGACGCUUUCAUAGAGACCGAGAUAGCGGUGAAAAGUUGCAUUUCGGCCCAAACUUCUUUCGAGAACUUCAAUUGGCGCAAGGAGGCGCGUUUGGUAGGGACGGAGACGCAGGGAACGCAGACCUUCCUGAAGGACAUAAAGAAAAACGUCCUGUUGAUGCCGAAGAGGGAGAUCAGCAGGGGGGAGUCUAUACCAGAAGAGGUGCCGAAGAGUAUCUACGAGGGGAAGGUGUUAAAUCCGCAGUUUAGUGAGGGACAGUUGAACAAAAGGAACAGGAAAUCAUUCGGUUUCAACAGAAGCUCUCCAAGAUUCGCAGUUAGUAGACUGACAAAAUCCGCCGUUUCGAGUUCUUACAGUCCCGGAAAGAAGAGUUCUAGAAAAAGUAUGGAUUCAGAAAAAACCAGCAUAGCUUGAACAAUGCUGUUUCGUAGUGAAGUCAUCAAUCAUGUUGUUAUGUCUUACGCAUCUCAUUAAAUUGUGUACCCGUGUUGA